This is a messenger RNA of Penicillium cosmopolitanum, 1503 nucleotides long. RefSeq lists its product as uncharacterized. Gene Ontology annotation, cellular component: membrane. The transcript is spliced from 6 exons. NCBI's taxonomy places the organism in Eukaryota, Fungi, Ascomycota, Eurotiomycetes, Eurotiales, Aspergillaceae. Gene Ontology annotation, molecular function: sulfate transmembrane transporter activity. Bases 1 to 1503 code for a protein of 500 amino acids. Gene Ontology annotation, biological process: transmembrane transport. The record is from RefSeq and is a predicted model, not a curated record.
AUGACUGCCCAUGAGAGGAAGAGCCCGAAGAUUUCCGCAGAUGAGAAAAACAUAUCUGAGGCCAGUUCUACAGAUGACUCGGAUAGGGAAUUCCAGCAAAUCAGUCCAACCGAGGGCAAAAGUACAUUCGACUCUGGUGCAGGUCAUCACCUCUAUCGACCAAUCGACAGCUACGAGGGAAUUCAUAGAUGGGAUCCAGAUUUUGAAUGGACUGAAAAUGAAGAAAAACAAAUUGUCAGAAAGACCGUCUUCCUGGUAUGUUUCCUGUUGGCGGAGAUGCCGUCACAGUUGAUAUCCAAAAGAUUGGGACCCGAUCGUUGGAUUCCUCUCCAAAUGGUGAUGUGGAGCGUGGUUGCGGCUUGCCAGGCUUUCAUAAAAGGAAGACCCUCUUACCUGGCUUGUCGGGCUUUGCUAGGGCUAAUAGAAGGCGGCUUUAUUCCCGACACAAUUCUUUUCCUAUCUUUCUUCUAUAAAUCGAGUGAGCUUCCAAAGCGAUUGGCCUGUUUUUGGAUCUCAUACACAGUUACGACUAUCAUUGGAGCAUUCCUGGCCUUCGGCUUCCUCCAUAUAAAGGAUGCUAAUGGCGGUGGAUCUUGGAAAUACGUUUUUGCCUUCGAGGGACUGAUAACCGGUCUCAUCGGAAUCAUUGCCUACUUUUGGAUGCCUGCAUCGCCAGUACAAACAAAGGGAGGGCUACGUGGAAAGGAUGGGUGGUUUAACGAACACGAAGAAAAGAUCAUGGUCAACCGCGUCAUUCGUGACGAUCCCAGCAAAGGAAGCAUGCACAACAGAGAAGGACUUAACCUGCGGCUAUUUUGGGAGUCUCUAAAGGACUUCCAUAUGUGGCCUAUUUACCUACUAGGCUUGAUAUGGUUGAUUCCCACCACGCCUGCAACCAACUAUCUCACGUUGCAGCUACGUUCCCAGGGAUUUACCACAUUCCAGACAAACCUGUUAACCAUUCCAUCGGCUGUCAUUGGGAUUAUUACUCUGAUGUCUAUAACCUGGAUUGCAGAACGCACAAACCAGCGCUUACUCUGGGGAGCAGGAGUCGAGGUGUGGAACCUUGUCUUACUGAUAGCAUUGGAAGCCUUGCCCCAGAAAACUCUACCCUGGCCUCGCUGGGCUAUUCUUACUCUUCUUGUGGGUAGUCCGAGCAUUCAUCCUGUCGUGGUCGCCUUGACCUCCCGGAACGCAGGAUCCGUGCGGACUCGUACCAUCGCUUCUGCAUUGUACAACAUGUCUGUACAGAUAAGCAAUAUUGCAGGUGCUAAUGUCUAUCAAGCAAAGGAUGCCCCGUACUACAGACACGGGAAUAAGGUUCUGAUCGCACUUUCUGUUGUUAGUAUGGCUCUAUUUGUGGCUGCAAAGUUCUACUACGACUGGUGGAAUAGGCACAACGCUGCCAAAUGGAACGCCUUGACCCAUGAGCAACGAGAAAUAUAUCUGAGCGAAAACAAAAUUAUGACCAACAAGAGACUUGAUUUUCGAUUUGCCCGCUAA